This is a messenger RNA of Oncorhynchus kisutch (coho salmon), 4725 nucleotides long. RefSeq names its product DDB1- and CUL4-associated factor 5. The coding region runs from base 1034 to 3406 and encodes 790 amino acids. Gene Ontology annotation, cellular component: cytoplasm; Cul4-RING E3 ubiquitin ligase complex. Gene Ontology annotation, biological process: negative regulation of fatty acid biosynthetic process. Lineage: Eukaryota; Metazoa; Chordata; Actinopteri; Salmoniformes; Salmonidae. Gene Ontology annotation, molecular function: protein binding. The record is from RefSeq and is a predicted model, not a curated record. The transcript has 10 exons.
GAGUAGCCACCAAUGCGAUAUAUUGACUAUCGUAAAAGUUAAUGAAAACAAAUGUGCUUGUGUCUUCAUUUAAGGUUAGGCUAGCCCGAUAUGUACUCUUCCUUCGGGAUUUUGGCAAUGAGGUCCUUUGUCUACGUCCCCACAGUCAAAUUAACACAUGGAUAAUAUUUGUAUGCCUCUGCGUGCGAUUUGAAGGAAGUUGACAAAGUCUAUUGAGUAUCUGACACUUCGUCAUAGUGCUAACGCUAGUUAGCAUUGGGUCACGGAAAUACCUCUAACUUCCUCCAUACUGGACAGGAAGUAGAUACAGGUACAAAGUCCUUAUGUUAUAUUCAGAUGUAGACUGGCUCUGGCAGCCAAAUACAUUAUCGAAACAUUAAUCGAGUCUCAAUUGCAACACGGUUCUAGAAACAAAGUCCUUUACUUUCAUAUCACAUCAAAAUAAUUUCACAAAUAGUGUUUUAACCAGCUUUAUCGCCGUUGCAGCCGACAGUAUUUUUCAGUGACAACACGUUUCUUGGCGGCCUUCCGUUACUACACACAGGUGUUUGGGAGCAUGCUAGAUAGUACAGGUGGUCCCUUUGUAACAUAAAGAUGACGGUGUGGGAACCCAAAUAAAGGUGUGUCGAUUUAACCUUUUUUUGUUGAAAAUUAUUAUUUCUCCCCGAUAUGAAAUAUUUAAGAUCCUUCGCUUCGAAAAAUGUGUAAGGUCACAUCUUAAGAAUAUAAAUGGUAUAGGCGGGGUUUAUGACGACCGAAGGGGAGCGGAACAGGAAGUGACUACACGGAAACGGCACUGCUGCUAACAACGACAACAGCAUUACGCUCGGGGAUAUCUCCCUUCUCCUUAACGUAGGUUAGAGACAGACGGAUUGCAUAUAUGAACUUGGAAACAUGUACAAUUUUCGGGGUAAUGAAGCGCACAAUAUCGGGUAAAGUUAAAGUGCACAAGUUGGUGAGGAAUUGCAAGCUGUCUUUCUGCUGUGUUUUAGCUAAGCAGGCUAACUAGCUAGCUAACGGCUCCAGGAAAAAAAUGAAGGAGGUGAAGGGUUGCGGUAUGCGGUCCUCUGUGGGCUUUCUGUCUCAGAGAAGGCUUUUCGGGAACCCGCUGAUGAAGGAAGAAUUUCAGAGACUCCGGUUGGCAGGAUGCACAAGCCUUUACAAGAAAGAUAUGCUGGGACAUUUCGGGUGUGUAAACGCCAUAGAGUUUUCCAACAAUGGAGGGGAAUACCUUGUGUCCGGAGGGGAUGACCGCAGAGUGCUGCUGUGGGAUAUGGAGAGAGUCCUCCAUGCUCGCUCGGCCAAGCCUCUCAUACUGAAAGGAGAACACCUCUCCAACAUCUUCUGCCUGGCUUUUGACAGCACCAACAAGAGGGUGUUCUCUGGGGGUAACGACGAACAGGUCAUCCUUCAUGAUGUAGAGCAAGGCGAGACUCUGAACGUGUUCCUUCACGACGAUGCGGUGUACGGCCUGUCAGUCAGCCCCGUUAACGACAACGUGUUCGCCAGCUCCUCGGACGACGGACGGGUCCUCAUCUGGGACACACGGCAGCCGCCACACGGAGAGCCCUUCUGUCUGGCCAACUACCCAUCAGCCUUUCACAGUGUGAUGUUUAACCCGGCAGAGCCCCGACUGCUGGCUACAGCCAACUCCAAGGAGGGGGUGGGGCUGUGGGACAUCCGCAAGCCUCGCACUUCUCUGCUGCGGUACGGCGGUAGCAUGUCCCUGCAGAGUGCCAUGUCGGUGCGUUUUAACAGCGCAGGGACCCAGCUCCUGGCCCUGCGUCGCAGGCUACCCCCGGUCCUCUACGAGCUACACUCUCGCCUACCCAGCUUCCAGUUCGACAACCAGGGCUACUUCAACUCCUGUACCAUGAAGAGCUGCUGCUUCGCUGGAGACAAGGAUCAGUAUGUCUUGUCUGGAUCAGAUGACUUCAACCUUUAUAUGUGGAGAAUCCCAAAGGAUCCUGAAGCAGGAGGCCCGGGGCGUGUGGUCAACGGAGCGUCCAUGGUCCUGAAGGGUCACCGUUCCAUCGUGAACCAAGUCCGGUUCAACCCCAGCACCAAUAUGAUCUGCUCCUCCGGGGUCGAGAAGGUCAUCAAGGCGUGGAGCCCCUACCAGCAGACAGAGAGUCUGGGCGACCUGGAUGGUUGUGUGGAGAAUAAGUCCAGGAGUCUGUACAGCCAUGAGGAGUAUAUCAGCCUGGUGCUGAACAGCGGCAGCGGCCUGAGGCACGACUACGUCUCACAGGAGGAUCCUCGUAUGAUGGCCUUCUUUGACUCUCUGGUUCGUCGGGAGAUCGAGGGCUGGAGUUCGGACUCAGACAGUGACCUGAGUGAGGGGGCCAUCCUGCAGCUCCACGCCAGGGGACGACGCUCCACGCGGGCUGUAGGAGACGGCGCCGGGGUCCUGGUUGGUGCUGCUUCACCUGUACAUCCCGCUGCUGCUAUGGGCGACUCGGACCGCUCCUCCUCAUCCUCAUUGGCUGCACCCGAGGCCUUGGGGGCGGAGCCGCUGCUGCCCAGGAGUCGUCAGCGACAUCACCAGUCUGCGUUCUUAUUGGACCUGGUGGGAGAGGACUCUGAUUCCUCUGGGUUCUGGCUGGACCCCAUGCCACGCCCCAGCCCCCGAGACAACUCCACCCUCUCCAGCCCCACAUCCUCCCCCGCUGGGGCCUCCUCCAGCUCCUCCACCAGCUCUGAGGAUGAGGAGCGCCGCAGGGUCAGCACCCGGCAACGCAACGCCGCACGGAGGCGCCGCAUGCACUUCCCCUGCAGGCCCAGUGGAGGGCGCCCCGAGUCCGCCCAGGCCCUGUACCCCGGGGGGGUCGACUCCUGCUCCUACCCCAAGAUCUCCAUGGAUGAGGCCUCAUCCUCCUCCGCGUCCUCCACGGAGCUGCAGCAGGGCCCGGACUCGGUCCAGAUCGGACCCCACAGAAGGAGCUCGAAAACGGGUAGAUGUGCCAGCAAUUCGGGCAGACUUACCGGUUCCAGCCCUGCAGUCUCUCUGGACAGCCAAGAUGACCUUCUCAUCACCUCUCAGGACACCCUGCAGCAGAGGACCGAGUCCCGGGAGGGAGGGGUGACUGGGGCUGCUUUAGAGAGGAUGGACAACAGUAGCUGGGUCUCCUCUUCCUCCAGACAUCACCACAGCCCCCACCAGACUGAGAUGACUGAAGUGCCAGUAGACCGUCUGGCUCCAGACCUGUUUGCGUCCCCAGAUUCCAGGGGGGAGAGGGAGGCCUUGGCGGGGAAACAAACAGACACUAUGAACCAGGAAGAGGAAGAGGCAGGGCUGUCUUCUCAGAGAGGCCAGGCCCCGACCCAGGGGGCGCUAAAACGGACUCACCUGGGGUCAGGGGGUCAAGGGUCAGGGGAGGGGUUAGAGAAGAAGUUGAAGAGAUGAUGAUGACGCCUGUUGUGGGAAGGUGAUCAUUUGGUGAAUGACUGUUGUCCCACAUUACCCUCAAACCUCUCCUCUGGGAUGUUGCACAACAUCGUUGUUGGGGUCCCAGUAACACUGGCCCAUGGAACAACGGGGGGGGUCCCAGUAACACUGGCCCAUGGAACAACUGGGGGGUCCCAGUAACACUGGCCCAUGGAACAACGGGGGGGUCCCAGUAACACUGGCCCAUGGAACAACGGGGGGGUCCCAGUAACACUGGCCCAUGGAACAACUGGGGGGUCCCACUAACACUGGCCCAUGGAACAACGGGGGGGUCCCAGUAACACUGGCCCAUGGAACAACGGGGGGGGUCCCAGUAACACUGGCCCAUGGAACAACGGGGGGGGGGGGGGUCCCAGAGGAGAGGUCUGAGUAACACCACUUUUCACCAGGAGCCAAUGGUCAACAGUAGUAUACUAUGUAAAGGAAAGGGGGCAAUUUUGGAUUCAACCUGAGACUGGUUUUCUUUUGUUUUUACAGACCAGUUUCUUGGUUUGGUGACCCUAAAAAGGGUGUCGCAAUUUAUCAUUUUUGGGACGUGUAUUCUGCUAAGAGCAGAACACAGUGGCUAUGAGGGCUUGGCCCUCUGUCUGUCAAUCAGAACAUACUGGAUAAUGAUUGGUCCAAUAUUACUGUGGCAGCAAUGCGUUCUGGAACUUCUAGAAAUUGUCAUCACUUCUGAGGUCAAACCAUAGAUGACAUUAAAUAUCACAAGAUCCCAAAAUAUGUAAUAACAUUGACAAUGGUAUUGUAAAUGCACUACUAGUUAGUCAUUUAGUCUUAAGGCAGAACGUGUAUUUUUGUUGAAUUUAAAAAUGUUAGAAAAUGAAUACGGCCGGUUUAGUUUUUUUGUUGUUGAAGAAAGCAGGUCUGGUUCAGGACUAAAGGCUUUGAGUAAUUUCGAUUUUCCAGUGAGAUUCUUGGUGAAGUGUCAGCAUUUCUGUGGCUAAUCUGUUGUUGCCAUGCAAACAGCUGAGUGGCGACAUUUACAAAAAUAAAUAGUUUCAGUGUUAAGGAUGAUAAUUGUUUCUUGUCUCUCUCGUCCUCAUCCAAACCCCUUUGUCUCCAGCAGCAGCACGUGUUUUAUUCUGGUUUAUUUAUUCAAUUAAAGAAUCAUUCAUUGUCUGCUUACACUGAUGCCAUUCUUUAGAUGUUUUUUCUCUCUUGGUUUUAUAAGGAUUUUUUAAAAUCAAUUUACAAUGAUGAAAAUCGAAUUUUUACUCUCACCUUUCGAGACACCCAAAGGAUACUUUGAAUUAAAUAGCAAAGUGAAACAAUAA